CUGCUAUUUCUAUUAACCUUGUUGUGGUGUCAGUUGGGCACUCAUUUUAAUUUUAAUUGUUAAUUUUAAUUAUUGUUUUAUUAAUGGCAGAAGCAAGAAAACCACAUCACUCGAUCCUCAAAUUUUUACUAGGUGAUUUUUUCCCCCAUAAAAAUUGAAUUAGGUGCAUUUUUAUUAAUUUUCAAAAAAUGAAAAACGUUUGCAAACGUGCAUGUUGUGUCUCAGCUGCCUCAGCCAGAAAUACCAGACAUGAUUUGAGCAAAAUGGGUCAGCUGUUAACAGAACCAGUUCGAGAGAAACAUACCUCCAAAAUGGACACUCCAAAGUACACAGUUGGCUUAAGCUCGAUGCAGGGCUGGCGUGUUUCAAUGGAAGAUGCUCACACAGUCCUGCCUACACUUCCAGAAGACGAGGCCCCAGUUGCUUCUUUCUUUGGAGUGUAUGAUGGUCAUGGUGGAACAAAGGUGGCAGAUUUCGUAAGUAAGAAUCUUCAUAGAUACCUGGUAAAAUCCAAAGAAUAUCAAGCGGGUAAGAUAAAAAAUGCUUUGGAAUUUUCGUUUUUAGACCUCGAUAAUCAAAUGAGCAAAAAUAAAGACAUAAAUGAAGACAUGUCAGGAUCUACAGCAAUAGUGAUUGUUAUUAAAAAUAAUACUUUAUAUUGUGCAAACGUUGGAGAUUCCAGAGCAGUAGCUUAUGUCAACGGAGGCACUGUUUCACUUUCUGAAGACCAUAAACCUACUCUUCCAGGUGAAAGGUCAAGAAUUUUAGAAGCAGGAGGAUGGGUCGAACAAGAACGAGUUAAUGGUUCUUUGGCAUUAUCAAGAGCUUUUGGUGAUUUUCAAUUCAAAGCAGAUCCUUUAAAACCACCAGAGAAACAAAUAGUGAGUCCAUUUCCAGAUGUUGUAACAAAACAUCUUUCUACAGAUUGGAAAUUUCUAAUAAUAGCAUGUGAUGGGAUAUGGGAAUGUCUAACAAAUGAAGAAGUGACAAAUUUUAUCAAAGUGAGACUUGAUGAAGGUAUGCAACCAGACACAAUUUGUGAACAGCUGAUGGAUAAAUGCCUUGCUCCAACCACUGAGAAUUGCGGUCCAGGAUGUGAUAAUAUGACUGUCAUUAUUAUUGUUUUUAAAUGGAAAUGAGGAGGCUCAAACUACAGCUCCUAAAAUAAAAAUACAAUUUUUAAAGGAGAACUUUAAACUAAUUUGAUUAAUGGAUGUAAUAACAAUAUUGUACGCUACUAAGGCAAUCACUUGAUUCUAAAACUGUAUAAUGGUAUUCUUUUUUUUAAAGUAAUGAUAAGACUGAAUAAAAAGGCUGAUAAAUUU
Messenger RNA from Nezara viridula (southern green stink bug), 1325 nucleotides. Lineage: Eukaryota; Metazoa; Arthropoda; Insecta; Hemiptera; Pentatomidae. The record is from the annotation of a GenBank genome assembly.